Molecule: messenger RNA, 2691 nt
Organism: Ectocarpus siliculosus
Lineage: Eukaryota; Phaeophyceae; Ectocarpales; Ectocarpaceae
Source: the annotation of a GenBank genome assembly
AUGUUCAGGGAAAAGCCGCGGCCGGAAACCCUGCCCGAGGGCUGGGAGGUCAAGACAACAACUACAGGCAAGGUGUUUUACGUCAACCACGUGACAAAGGCAACGCAAUGGGAGAAACCGAAGCAGCCAAAGCCAAGCACCCGCGGCCGUUCCAACGGCAACAGCGUGGUGGUGGAGCCAAGCGCGGCGCCCAUCGAGAGGUACGUGGCAAAGGUGGACGGGCCCGCUAGGGCCUCUUCUUCCCGCCGCGAGCCAGAGGGCGGCCUCGACACGAAACAACGACAACGACAGCAGUCGCAGCAAGCGCGACCGUCUUCGAGCAGCCACGAUGCCCUCAACCGCACCAGCGUGGAGCCAAGCGCGGCCCCGGCGGGGAGGCCCGCGGCAACGGUGGACAGGCGCGGUAGGAAGAGCUCCUCCACCAGCCGCGCGCAGCGCGAGGAUGUCCCUGACGGACGGCGGCCGUCGACACGCAGCAGCAAUUCCUCCACCGCCAGCUGCAGCAGCGGAGACAGGGACCAGGACGCGGAUACCAGCUGCAGCAGCAGAAGGAGGAGGACCAGCCGCAGCUCGGACGUUUACGAAUGCAGCGGCAGCGGCGGCCGCGGCAGCCGCCAGAACGGGGACGGCGGCAACGACAACACCGUCGACAGCGGCCGGGGGGUUGGUGACGGGAGGAAGGAGUUAUUCCCGUCCUCACGCCGCCGAGGCAGCACCAGCAGCAGCGGCAGCAGCAACACCGCCAAGAGCGACAGCGUCACGGAGAGUACCCGCGGCCACAGGAAGGAUAAGAGUGAGGGUGGGGGGGAACUGGCCUCAGCCCUCCCUGACGGCUGGAGGCGAGCGCACACCAAGACGGGCAGACUCUACUACCGCAACGAGAGAGAGAACCUAAGCACCUGGGACCCGCCGACUUCCGCCGAGGGUUCCAGCCACGGUUCGGUCGGCAGCAGCAGCAGGGGGAGCGCAGACGACGUCGGCAGGGGCAGGGAUAGGGAUAGGCGCGAUCAGUCUAAGACCCGACCCUCCACAAGCACCACCAACGUCGACGACGGGGCACAAACCUCGCACCUCCCUCAUGGCGGGAGCAAGGCCUACACCAAGACGGGGGAAGUCUACUACCGCAACAAGCACGACAAAAUCACCGCCGGGGACAGGCCAGGGCUUGUCGAGCAGCCGAAUGGCGCGGAUGCUGGUGGCAAGGACAAGAACAGGGGACGGGGAGGGGAGAAGAAGUCGGUUGCGCAGACUAGCGGCAGCGCCGAGAAGGAGCAGCCUCUUCCCCCUGGCUGGAGCAAGGCCUACACCAAGACGGGGGAAGUCUACUACCGCAACAAGCACGACAAAACCACCACCUGGGACAGGCCCGUGCUUGUCGAGGAGCCCAAGGGCGCGGAUGCUGGUGGCAAGGACAAGAGCAGCGGACGGGGAGGGGAGAAGAAGCCGCCUGCAGAGACUAGCGGCAGCGCCGAGAAGGAACAGCCUCUUCCCCCUGGCUGGAGCAAGGCCUACACCAAGACGGGGGAAGUCUACUACCGCAACAUGCACGACAAAACCACCACCUGGGACAGGCCCGUGCUUGUCGAGGAACCCAACGGUGGCAUGGACAAGAGCGGGGGACGGGGAGGAGAGAAGAAGUCGCCUGCGCAGGCUAGCGGCAGCGCCGAGACACAGCAGCCUCUUCCCCCUGGGUGGAGCGAGGCCAUCGCACCCGACGGCAAGACUUUCUACCGCAACCACGUAGACAAGACCACCUCUUGGGACCGCCCGGUGCUCGCCCAGGCCGACAACACUGCUGCUGCAUCAGGGCCCAAGCCACGCCAGCGGGAGAGGGCUGGCGACGCGAAGAAGGGCGCCCCUCCCCCCCUGCCGCCUCGGCGUGCAUCCGUCGGAAAUACCGAGGUGCCGCAUGCACAACAGCCGGCGGCGGUGCCUGCAUCACCGACAGCACCAGCACCAGCGCCGGCCGCUUUCGACCCCACCAUGUUCGGCAUGCCCCCCGGGACCCAACUCCCUCCCCAGAUCCAGCAAGCCAUGAUGGCGCAGCAGCAAGCUAUGAUGCAAGGGCAACAGCGAGGUCAACAACCUGGCGCCCGCAUGCCGAUGAUGGCCAUGCCCGGGGCCGCGGCCGGGGGAUCGCCGGCGAUGACGGGGCUCGGCAAGGGUCUGGACUUCAUGAUGAAGCGCUUGACCACGCGCCCGGUCGUGAAGCCGAGGCCUCAAGGAUACGUCGGCCUGGACGGGGGCAGCUUCACAAACGCGGGGGGCUUCACCGAAGGAGACCUGAAGGCGCCCAAGAUUCAGAAGCCGAAGAAGCCGAAGAAGGAGGAAGAGCCGUCGUCGAUCGGAGACAAGGCCGGCAAAGCUUUCGUUAAGGGCUUGAACAAGGGCAUCAACUCCGGCCUCGGCAUGGUCGGCGCAGGCGACUACUACAAGGUGAACAUGAAGAAGAAGAAGAAAGGCGGCCUCCGGUUCGGCGGAAAGGUCAAGAAGAUGGGCGGAUCCGAUUCGGAUGAGGAGGAGGAGGAGGAAGAGGAAGAAGAGGAGGAGGAAGGAGCAGAGAUUGAUGUCGACAUUGACGUCGAGAUUGAAGUCGGCGAGGGGGAGGAGGAAGAAGAGGAAGAGGGGGAGGAGGAGGAGGAGGAGGAAGAAGAGGAGGAGGACGACGACGACGACGACGACGACGAGUAG